Messenger RNA from Colletotrichum abscissum, 918 nucleotides. RefSeq lists its product as uncharacterized. The record is from RefSeq and is a predicted model, not a curated record. Lineage: Eukaryota; Fungi; Ascomycota; Sordariomycetes; Glomerellales; Glomerellaceae. The transcript is spliced from 2 exons. Gene Ontology annotation, molecular function: oxidoreductase activity. Bases 1 to 918 code for a protein of 305 amino acids.
AUGCCCUCUCUGACCCGUAUUGCUCACAUUGGCGCUGCUGGCUCCCUAGGCGCGGCUGUUCUCAAAGAGCUCAUCGACGCCGGUCUCGAGGUUACUGUGCUCUCCCGCACCACAGGAAAGCUCCCCACGGAACUCUCAUCGAAAGUCAAAGAAGUUGCCGUCGACUUCAAAUCAAAGACCGCCAUUGCGGACGCGCUCAAGGGCCAAGAAGCCGUCGUCAGCACCAUUGGAUCAGCUGGACUCUCUCUCCAGGAGACGGUGAUCGAGGCCGCCAUCGACGCGGGCGUCACCCGCUUCAUUCCUUCAGAGUUCGGCAGUGACCUGCAGAACCCUCUUGCUCGUGCACUGCCGGUAUUCGCCGACAAGGUCAAGAUUGAGGACCUCCUGGAGAAGCGGGCCGCAGAGACGGGCCUGUCGUACACAUUCAUCUACAACAACCUCUUCCUCGACUGGGGUCUGAACGUUGGCUUCAUUGCCGACGUGGCUGGCAAGAAGGCCACCAUUUACAACGGAGGCUCAUUUCCCAUCAGUGUGACGAGGCUUUCAACCGUCGGAAAGGCUGUUGUUGGCGUACUGAGAAACCCUGACGCGACAAAGAACCAGACGGUCCGCAUCCACGACGGAAAGCUGACGAAGCGCGAGAUUGUGGAGGCCGCGCAGGGAGUGACGGGCGCCGAUGGCUGGGCAAUUUCGGAGGAGAACACGGCGGACGUGCAGGCGAAGUCAGACAAGGCUCUCUCUGAGGGUAUCUUUGACGAGUGGGUAUGGCUGGGAUACAUUAUCCGCGCCUCGCAGACUGAGGAGGCGAAGCCCGGCUACGAAAGCGUGCAGAACGACCUAUUGGGUCUGAAAGAGCACUCGACCGAGGAGAUGAAGGCUUUGGUCCAGGAGAUUGCAAAGUCUAUUGUAUCUGCUUGA